Messenger RNA from Ostrea edulis (European flat oyster), 1611 nucleotides. RefSeq lists its product as uncharacterized. Bases 1 to 1611 code for a protein of 536 amino acids. Gene Ontology annotation, molecular function: nucleic acid binding. The transcript has 2 exons. Gene Ontology annotation, biological process: DNA integration. The record is from RefSeq and is a predicted model, not a curated record. Lineage: Eukaryota; Metazoa; Mollusca; Bivalvia; Ostreida; Ostreidae.
AUGCCUAUAGCAGAGGGGAUGUUUGUAUUGGAUACGGACGCGUCAGGGGAGGCCAUAGGGGCUGAGCUCAGCCAGAUUCAGGAUGGGGUUGAGAAACCUAUAGCUUAUGGAAGCCUUGGCCUGAAUAGAGACCAGAGGAAGUACUGCACUACACGGCGGGAGCUACUGGCGGUUGUGAGGUUCACUUGCAUGUACCGCCACUACCUCCUGGGAAGGAGAUUCAGGGUCAGGACAGACCACCAUAGUCUCAUUUGGCUGCUGAACUUCAAGUCCCCUCAGGAUCAGCUAGCCCGCUGGCUAGAGGAGCUUAGCCAGUACAAUAUGGAAAUACAGCACCGCCCAGGCCGGCAUAAUAUCAACGCUGAUGCUCUAUCCAGAUUGCCACACUCAUCUUGUGCCUCUGGCGCCGCUUUCGCUAUUCAUACCAGCGAUCUGCCCUGCGGAGAAGAGCCUUCGUCGGACGAGGAAAUUGACUUGGCUGAGGACUCGGCUAUCAACUUGGCCCAGUGCAAGCCUGGAGUCGUUCCGGAGGGCCACAGCCCUGAGGUUAGUGAGGCGGCAUGGAACUAUGUCUCCCGAGAAAUUCUCGGGCCACCAAGCCAGAUAGUGGACCUUGAGAGUGACAACACGGCAUCUGGUCCGUUCAGAACCCAGGUACGGCUGCUCACCAGUCCUCAGAUACCAGCUGUUGUUAGGACACUCACAGAUACUGGCAGUGGUUCCCUGUCCCUCGUAGGCAUGACCGCAGACGAGAUGAUGCAGAGCCAACAGCAGGAUGCGGACCUGAAGCUCUUUGGCCAGUGGCUGUCAACUGAUGGAGAGCCGGCGGAGGGAGAGCUGUUCCUAGCAAGCCCGACUUUGAAAAAUUGGAUUGAUAGGGAAUUUUUCAUGAAGGAUGAGGAACAAGUCCUUUGGAAGUUGGUGGGGGAGGGAGAGUCGAGGAGUCGGCUAUUGGUAGUCCCCCGGGAAUUGAGGGAGGAAGUUCUCAGGUUGUGCCACGACGUCCCUGCCUCAGGCCAUCAGGGAAUCAGCAGGACUAAAGCCCGUCUUAGGGAGCGCCUUUUCUGGUAUGACAUGAUGGGGGAAGUAGAGGGCUUUGUGAGCACUUGUGGGCCCUGUAGCAGGAACAAGCAUCCCCAGCGACACGCGCGAGCAGAGAUGAUAAAGUAUCAUGUCGGAGCUCCCAUGGAGAGAGUGCACUUGGACUUUCUGGGCCCACUGCCCAGGACUGACAGUGGCAACGAAUACGUGCUUGUUAUGGUGGAUCUAUUUACUAAGUGGGUCGAGUGUGUACCACUUCCCUCCCAGACAGCUGAAGUGACCGCCUCAGCAGCAGUGAACCAGUUCUUUGCCAGGUUUGGCUGCCCGUUCCAGGUAUUUACUGACCAAGGGCGCAACUUCGAGAGCAAGCUCUUUGCAGCAGUCUGUGAGCUCCUGAAAAUCCAUAAGGCACGGACAACCCCUUACCGACCCUCGGCCAAUGGCCAAGUAGAGCGGUACAAUCGGACGUUAAUGGAUGCUGUCAGGUGCUACAUAGACAAGGCUCAGAACAGCUGGGACAUACAUUUGGCACAGAUAGCAGGCGCCCUGAGAUCGUCUGUGAACCUUUAG